Physella acuta is the source of this 3928-nucleotide messenger RNA. RefSeq names its product archaemetzincin-2. Gene Ontology annotation, molecular function: metallopeptidase activity. NCBI's taxonomy places the organism in Eukaryota, Metazoa, Mollusca, Gastropoda, Physidae. Gene Ontology annotation, biological process: proteolysis. The record is from RefSeq and is a predicted model, not a curated record.
CGAAUCCAUUGUCAGACUGGUAUAAAGUUAGUAUAAACAAUCGUCCGAAACAAAAAUCAUCUAAUGACGAAAUAAAAAUCUAGAUCUAGAUCUAGCUCUAUAUUUAUUAUUAUUAUAGCGUAUGUUUGAUUAUGAUAGUUUAGAUUUAUCUAAUAUCUAGAUUUAGAAUAAAUUUUAGAUUCAAAUGAAAUUCUAAAAAUGGGAUUAAACAGCAGUGUAGAAGAGGUUAGCAGUAGACUUAAGUCUACUCAAACUAAUCAUAGCAAGAAACCUGCAGAUAACUCAAAACUUCAGUCUUCCACUGAGACUGCUAACGAUAAGUGUGAGCUGCAGAAGAUUCAUCAUGAUCAUAGAUCUAGAUCUAGAUCUCAUUCUAAUCAGCAUAACGUUAGCAAUAAUUUUGAAAACAACAUAACAACCGAGUCUUUGGUGUCAAAUUUACCUGACUGUCAGGCUGUCAACAAAAACACUGGAGUAGAAACUAGAUCUAUCUGCAAAAAAGAUUAUGGAUUUUUGAUCGGCAAUCUGGACAAGUUCCCUGCAUCAGCCCAAAGAUUGUUCAGUUUAGCUCGGCUGUACCUGGACACAGGUUUGACCAGAACUGACCAGGGGUUCAUUGCUCUCUUCAACUCUUUGGAAUCUCAAGGUCCAACAUUGGAUGAAGAUUGUGCUGCCUGUGGUCAUCAGACUGACCUGUUUACUCCACUGACCAGGUCAGCUCCCCUGUAUGUAGGCCAGACAUUUAUCCAGUGGAAGUCUGCCCGAGAUGUCUUGCAGCUGUCCAGUCUGUGUCUGCCCAGACGUCAGGUCAUCUACCUCUUGCCUGUGCUUCCCUUCCCAGCAUUCAUCACUGACUUGACCCUGACCAUCCACCAGUUGACCCUUGGCCUGUUUGAAGUUCUACAAAGCUGGACUCAGAUCUUUUUCCUGGGCUAUGAGGUUUUGAUCCUACCCCCUGUCAGCCCUGAGUCAAGACAGUGGAGUGUGAGAGAGCAGCAAGCUCCCACUGGCCGCUACUGUGUGGAUGAUCUCCUGCCACUCUUGGAGGCUGAGCUGCCCAGAGAUGGGCUGUGUGUUGCUGGCCUGACCUGGGCUGACCUUUACCCCCAGGGCUUCAACUCUGUGCUGGGCCAAGCCUCCUACAAACACAAGGCAGCUGUUGUCAGCUUUGGAAGGGGAGACCACCUAGCUCAGACUGGCCAGGAUAUAGGCACAGUGGAUGGGAAGCUACUCUGGCAACUCUUCAAGACCUUGACCCAUGAGCUGUGCCAUCUAUUUGGACUAGACCACUGCAAGUUUUUCCGCUGUGCUAUGAAUGAAAGCAGCGCCGUGAGCCAGGCUCUGGCCCAGCCGCUGUUUCUGUGUCCUGUGUGUCUGAGGAAGGUGCAGGCCUCCUGCAGGUUUGAUGUCUUGGAGCGCUACAAGUUGAUGCUUGAGUUUCUCCACAGCAUCAGCUCUCAGCUAGACCACUGCAACAACUUCCAAGAGUCAAGUCUAUGGCUGCAGCAAGCUGUCAGCUACCUCGGGUCUUGAUCACUGCCUUCACCUGCGUCAGCAACUGGAGUCAGAUGUUUACCUGAGUCAGCCGCUGGAGUCAGAUGUUUACCUGAGUCAGAUGUUUACCUGAGUCAGCCACUGGAGUCAGAUGUUUACCUGAGUCAGAUGUUUACCUGAGUCAGAUGUUUACCUGAGUCAGCCACUGGAGUCAGAUGUUUACCUGAGUCAGAUGUUUACCUGAGUCAGCAACUGGAGUCAGAUGUUUACCUGAGUCAGCCACUGGAGUCAGAUGUUUACCUGAGUCAGCCGCUGGAGUCAGAUGUUUACCUGAGUCAGAUGUUUACCUGAGUCAGCCAUCAGAUGUUUACCUGAGUCAGCCACUGGAGUCAGAUGUUUACCUGAGUCAGAUGUUCACCUGAGUCAGAUGUUUACCUGAGUCAGAUGUUUACCUGAGUCAGCCGCUGGAGUCAGAUGUUUACCUGAGUCAGAUGUUUACCUGAGUCAGCCACUGGAGUCAGAUGUUUACCUGAGUCAGCCUGCUGGAGUCAGAUGUUUACCUGAGUCAGCCUGCUGGAGUCAGAUGUUCACCUGAGUCAGCCUACUGGAGUCAGAUGUUUACCUGAGUCAGCCACUGGAGUCAGAUGUUUACCUGAGUCAGCCUGCUGGAGUCAGAUGUUUACCUGAGUCAGCCUGCUGGAGUCAGAUGUUUACCUGAGUCAGAUGUUUACCUGAGUCAGCCACUGGAGUCAGAUGUUUACCUGAGUCAGCCUGCUGGAGUCAGAUGUUUACCUGAGUCAGAUGUUUACCUGAGUCAGCCACUGGAGUCAGAUGUUUACCUGAGUCAGCCUGCUGGAGUCAGAUGUUUACCUGAGUCAGCCUGCUGGAGUCAGAUGUUUACCUGAGUCAGCCUGCUGGAGUCAGAUGUUUACCUGAGUCAGAUGUUUACCUGAGUCAGCCUGCUGGAGUCAGAUGUUUACCUGAGUCUGAUGUUUACCUGAGUCAGCCACUGGAGUCAGAUGUUUACCUGAGUCAGCCACUGGAGUCAGAUGUUUCCCUGAGUCAGAUGUUUACCUGAGUCAGCCUGAUGGAGUCAUAAGUUUGGCUGAGUCAGCCACUGGAGUCAGAUGUUUCCCUGAGUCAGAUGUUUACCUGAGUCAGCCUGAUGGAGUCAUAAGUUUGGCUGAGUCAGCCACUGGAGUCAGAUGUUUACCUGAGUCAGCCACUGGAGUCAGAUGUUUCCCUGAGUCAGAUGUUUACCUGAGUCAGCCUGAUGGAGUCAUAAGUUUGGCUGAGUCAGCCACUGGAGUCAGAUGUUUACCUGAGUCAGCCACUGGAGUCAGAUGUUUACCUGAGUCAGCCACUGGAGUCAGAUGUUUACCUGAGUCAGAUGUUUACCUGAGUCAGAUGUUUACCUGAGUCAGAUGUUUACCUGAGUCAGAUGUUUACCUGAGUCAGAUGUUUACCUGAGUCAGCCACUGGAGUCAGAUGUUUACCUGAGUCAGCCUGCUGGAGUCAGAUGUUUACCUGAGUCAGAUGUUUACCUGAGUCAGCCACUGGAGUCAGAUGUUUACCUGAGUCAGAUGUUUACCUGAGUCAGCCUACUGGAGUCAGAUGUUUACCUGAGUCAGAUGUUUACCUGAGUCAGCCACUGGAGUCAGAUGUUUACCUGAGUCAGCCACUGGAGUCAGAUGUUUACCUGAGUCAGAUGUUUACCUGAGUCAGAUGUUUACCUGAGUCAGAUGUUUACCUGAGUCAGAUGUUUACCUGAGUCAGAUGUUUACCUGAGUCAGCCACUGGAGUCAGAUGUUUACCUGAGUCAGCCUGCUGGAGUCAGAUGUUUACCUGAGUCAGAUGUUUACCUGAGUCAGCCUGCUGGAGUCAGAUGUUUACCUGAGUCAGCCACUGGAGUCAGAUGUUUACCUGAGUCAGCCACUGGAGUCAGAUGUUUCCCUGAGUCAGGUGUUUACCUGAGUCAGCCUGAUGGAGUCAGAUGUUUCCCUGAGUCAGAUGUUUACCUGAGUCAGCCUGAUGGAGUCAUAAGUUUGGCUGAGUCAGCCACUGGAGUCAGAUGUUUACCUGAGUCAGCCGCUGGAGUCUUUGCUUGCGUCAGCUGGAGUCAGAUUAAAACUACUGUGCAAUACAUAUCUACAUAAAGGUCAAGCUUGUAGCUGAAUGAACCAAAGUAUUGAUGCAGGUAAACAGUUCUUCUCUCAUGUUUAAACAAAGUCCCAAGUAACAAGCUUGUUAUUUGGAGUUAUAAGUUUUUUUUUAUUUUCAGAUUUUAUAGUUUCAGUAUACAGAAAUAUGCAGAUAAAUGUUAUUAGUAGAAAAAUAUGUAUAUUGUCAAAAAAUGUGACUCAUCUAUUUUGUUUGCUCUUGCUCCAUGUGAUUUGGUCAUCUAAAUGUGAUUUACAGAUUGUAUGGGUCCUCU